UCGCCGACUGCCUUAUUAUAAUAUUAUUAAUGCCGACGUUGUGCUCUCUCUUGCUUUGGCUGUUUGCGAGCGCGAGGCCGCGGCUCUCACAGCGCGCAACGACAACCUCGAAACCUAUCAAGCAACCUGCAGCUCAGAAGUUGGGACCACGGCCGAGAUUACAGCCACCUCGGAGGAGGAUUAGUAGCGGUAUGAAUGGCAUGUCAUACUUGCUUUUGUGACAUGCUCAUGUUCUUCGUCAUGCGACGACCUUUUCCUACUACGGUGCAGCAUCGACACACACGUCCUGUGACUAAGUGUAGGUAAGUCAACAAGUUUUGAAGAGGGCCCCUGGUACCUUCUCAUGCGGACAUCCGGAAGGAAUUAGAAGCUCGUGGAUGUUCUUCAAGAAGGAACUGGGAUGGGCUCAGCGAGUGAAGCUCUUAUGGCAGUUCUGUCAAGUGAUCAUGACUACUCGUCUGUGGCACCAGUUAUGACUCCUUCCAAUUCUUCAUGCACAGGAUCCAGCGACCUGUUUUCACCACCUCCAGUCUCAAGUUGGUUGCAAGGGAGCCUUCCUGGUUCUGAGCAGCGGCUAGGCUCAUCCCAGCGUUCGAAGUUCCGUGGGUCGCCUUUGGACACGCUACCUGCCCCAAUGCCAGAAUGGCCAUAUCCGAGAGACGAGAAGGUGCUUGUGAACGCAUUACAAGGGCCCUGUCGGGCCACGAAUUUCAGGUCCAACAUGACCGCUCCUCACGACCUGAACCGCCCUCGACAUGGGGGUCUGCAACGGUAUCAUUCUGCCCCCAGCAGUUUCUUGCAAUGCUUGGACGAUCUCAUGAACGAGCCCGAUGUCUUUCCUCAAGCCUCGAGUUCACUGGUCGACAGUGAUGUUCUUCUCGAUUGGGCAGACGACCUAACGCCCAUCACAGAGCGUGGCUCUCAGCAGAUGGACACGGAGAAAUCCUACCCGAGGUCUGGCUUUAAUGAUUGUGAGCAGUUUCUUUCCAGUCUCACCAAUUUCUCCUCCAUCACCCCAUCACCUCAGUCUCAAAAUGUGGAGCCAACAGGGUCUCUGGCACGCCAAGAUGGCCUUGGAGGAUUUGACUUACCAGCCAUUCAGGAUAGCAUCGAAGAGAAUAGUGUUGCAAUCUAUCAGAUGCCAGGCUUUCUGUUCGCAGAUGGGAGUAUGUCAUGCACAAGUUCUGAGAAGAUUGGUGCUGCUAACAGCACUAUAUCUUCCGCGUACAUACCAGAGGAUUCUACUCAUCUGGUCAAAGAACCUGCGGUUUGCGGAGGCCUCUGGAAUUGCACCACUAGUUCAGGGAGUGUCGGUAGUAGCAGCCUUCGUGGUGUGGAAGUGACAAUGGAACCACCGCUGGGUUGGCAUGGAGUCAGCUCCCUCGGUGGUGCAGUCACAGUUGGAGAGCCGGCGCCAAGGUUGGAGGGCUUGAUUCGACACUCGAGUCUGCCUGCGACAAGCCGCCCAUUUAGCAGCACCUUUGAAUUGGACGACCUACAAGCCGACCCCUCGAUGGUGUAUCUGAAGACCCUAAGAGCAAAUCGUGGGCAUGCCACUCAUCCCCGCAGCAUCGCGGAGCGAGUGCGACGGGGCAAAAUCAGUGAGCGAAUGAAGAAGCUGCAGGAGCUGGUACCCAACUCGGACAGGCAAACUAACACAGCCGACAUGCUCGAUGACGCUGUAGAGUAUGUGAAACAGCUGCAGCUGCAGGUGCAAGAGCUAACCAACACCGUAGCUGAAUUGCAGCUAUUGCAGGAAAGGUUGGGGCAUCCUACCUCUUAACAAAUCGUGUAAAAAUCUAGCUCAUUUGAUGCAGGAUCUCCCUGAAUUUUUUAACAAAUUUUCUUUCCUGUAUCAUAGUUACCUGAAACGCGUGUCAUGGAAAGAAUACCACCUUACAGAAGGGCCAUCUAAGAAAGCAGCUGUUUAACAGCUGGGCCGGCGUUUUUUUCGUCCUCACCUUAGAUACAGUAGCGUGUAGAAGGGUACUCUAUAGGGGGCUAGAAGAGGUGGUAGCGUUGUGUCUUUCGCUGCUACUGCUGCUGCUAUUGCUCACCAAUAGUGUGUCCGCUGUCCAUCACAAUCGCCUAGUGACCCACAUGACCUGACGUGGUAUUGGGUAUGACCUGGGUCUGGCUUAGUGUGGUGAGUUGCUGUUUCGGUGCAGUGACCAUGUUUCGUUCAUGGGGGGAUAAUGCUUGAUGAGAUUUUUUGCAAUAUCAUGCGCUUUGAUGGGGUCACGUUUUGAA
Physcomitrium patens is the source of this 2250-nucleotide messenger RNA. RefSeq names its product transcription factor bHLH122. The record is from RefSeq and is a predicted model, not a curated record. Gene Ontology annotation, molecular function: DNA-binding transcription factor activity, RNA polymerase II-specific; protein dimerization activity; RNA polymerase II cis-regulatory region sequence-specific DNA binding. Gene Ontology annotation, cellular component: nucleus. Gene Ontology annotation, biological process: regulation of transcription by RNA polymerase II. Lineage: Eukaryota; Viridiplantae; Streptophyta; Bryopsida; Funariales; Funariaceae.